Molecule: messenger RNA, 318 nt
Organism: Hyaloscypha bicolor E
Lineage: Eukaryota; Fungi; Ascomycota; Leotiomycetes; Helotiales; Hyaloscyphaceae
Exons: 1
Coding region: 1-318 (105 amino acids)
Source: RefSeq, a predicted model, not a curated record
AUGAGUCGUGACAUUAAGGAAGCCCCAGCUUGUUCACCCAUGGCUCCAGUUUACUCACCCAUGAGUCUGAAGUACUCACCCACAACUCCGAGCCUCACUCCCACGAGUCCAAAGUACUCGCCAACGACCCCAGUCUUCAAACCAAAAACACCUGAGCCCCAAAACCCCCUGGCAACUGUACCCUCAGAAACCAGACAGUCCAAGCUAUAUAGGAUGGACUGCUGCCAGUGCGGAGGCGGGGGUUACAGUCAAUUCCCGUACCCAGCUUGCCAGAACUGCGGUCAUGACCAAUGCGACGCUUGCACAGGCAACUCCUAA